AUGGCAUAAAUGGCAAUGGAUAACAGCUUUGUUGAGAUAAUUUAAAACUAACUUGUAUCUUUGGUUUAAAAAAAAUAACAAAAAUUUCAAUGGUUUUAAUUCAGAUAAGAUGCUCCUUCUUACGUGAAAAUAAAUGUUGCUGAAGAUGGUAAGAUGUUUACGAGAGAAGAUAAGGAGGAUAAAGGUCUUCUUUGGUAUAAAAAUCUUAAUUUUCCUCCAAUAAAUAUCUCUAUCAAAAGUACUAGGCCUAUAUAAAAUACAGAGAGCCUAAAGUGUUAGAUUACAGCUGUAAAAUUAAGAAGUAAUGAAAAACCAGAACAAUCAUCACUAAUUGGAGAUUUAGAACAAUAAUUCAAUCAAAAUACUGCGUGCUUUUAAAAACUGAAAUUCACUUAAACAUCUCAUAAAUGUGGCAUGUGCCUCUUUUCUCUCGUCAUAACUAUAUUUAACGACAGUGAAGAUGCUUCACAAGGAGAAGCAGGUUUAUGGUCAAUUUUUUAUUCAUCACCCUUUGAAAUAGAGGCAAGAUAGAGAACUCUCCCUGAGAGAGUUGCAGUUUAAAAAACUACAUAUUGGUCUCUAUUCAAUCCCUUCUUACCUGUUUUCCUAGAUAAAUAAUAUGAAGCUAAGAAUAGAGAUGGAUAAAACCAAACUAUUGGAUGCGAUAUAGACGGAAUGUUCAUGUACUUAAGAUCUCCUAUAAUUCGUCAUAAAGUCUUUCAUCCUAUAUUCUUGCUUUUGAAAUUUAGAGAUUCAGUUAGGCUAUUUUACAAUAAGAAUUUAAUUAAAAUCUAAGAGGGAGAAAAUUUAUUUUCAAAGUUACAAAGAUAAAUAUUUGAAAUGUUAUGGCAACAUGACAAACCAGUUUUUUUGGAUGAAAACAAACUAUUUUUACUGACUCUUAAAAGAAAAGACAACGAAAGUCCUUUAACUCAAAACGAAAAAUAAAUUAUAAAAUACUUGAAAAGUUUAAAUGGGCCAAUAGUAACUUUUAUGGCUCCUCAAUCGGAAUCUUUCCCCAAAAAUUUCACAGAAAUCAAAUACAGUGAUGGUCUUAUAUAAAAGUAUAGAGAAGGAUUUUUAUCAAUGGCUUUAAUUGAUUUCAAGCGCUCUAAAAUGAGCGAAGCUGAUAAAAAUUUGAUGCUAGAAUUUUAAGCUACUUCUUAUUAAAGUAGUGACUUGCAAUCUGAAAACUCAGCUUAAAAAACAAAUCAACAAUCCUUCGCACAAACAAUAAUUUCUAUAAAUAACAAACACAUCUAUAACAGGAAAGAAAGAACUGAGUUCUAGUGCAUUACCCAUAAGAAUUCAAGCUCAAGCUAGCCUCAAAAUUUUUAGAAUAUUUAUUAAAAUGAAUAAAAAAUUAAUGAAAUUAAUGGCAAAAGAACUUUUGCUGAAUUUGAAUAAGAAACUAAAAGAGACGAUUUAAAUAUAUCAGAAGUUAGAGAUCAAUUGAAAAAAUUAAUCAGGAAAAGUGAUGAUCAGCCUAAAUAAAUUUCUUAACCUGACUUUUCCUCUUAAAAUUUAUAAAAGUAAAAAGAAAGUGAGGACUAAAACAAAGCCAGCUAAGAUAAUCUAUAAUUGACUUAAUUAAUAGACGGAAAUAAAAACUUUUAAUAUAAUGAAACAAAUAAUAAAUUUAACAAACAAUAUGAAUAGUAAUCCUAAUAGUUUCAGAAAUAAAGUAGCUCAUAGUCAAUUUAGAAUGCUGUCACCUAAAAAGUUAGAUUCCAAGGUGACCUUCCUGGGUUUUCAGAAGGUGAUAUGAACAAGUCAUCAUCUCCUGUAGUUUAGUCUAUUAAUUAAGAAUAAAUGCUCUAAACAUAGACAACUAUGCCUUAAUCAGGAAGCUCCUAAAAUACAUAAUAAAAUGUUUAAAUAUUCCAAGAUACUUCAAUUUCUGAUAGAAACCCAUCGAUGAUUUAUAUGCAACCAAAUACAUAAAAUGUUGGAUAAGUAGUAUCUUAAUAAUAGUAAUGUCCUCCGAUGGUUAUAUAAAUGGGAGUUAUGCCUCCUCAAAUGUAGCCAAUGUACGUACCUCAACAAAAAUAACCAAACUAAUAUUUUUAGAUGCCUAUGUAUAUUUACCCAUAGACUUCUGCAUAAAUGCAACCAUUUUUCUAUAUGUAGGGGUAAAAUUAAAUAUAAUAAUCAUCUGUAAAUAACUACUACCAAGACCUAAUACAAAAGUAGUAGUAAAUAAUACUGGAAUAGCAAAAGAAGCUAGAGGAAAAAUAAAAGCAAAUAAGUUGA
Molecule: messenger RNA, 2253 nt
Organism: Tetrahymena thermophila SB210
Lineage: Eukaryota; Ciliophora; Oligohymenophorea; Hymenostomatida; Tetrahymenidae
Exons: 8
Source: RefSeq, a predicted model, not a curated record